AUAUGGAGCUACGGGAGCUGCCGCCUGGGGGAAGAGAGGUGCAGGUUCUACUUGUUUUUGCUCUCCUCCCGGGGCUCUGCUUGGGGUCCUUUCCCUAGGCUGUUCCUAGCCGGCUUGAGGAGAGGGUGGGAGGGUAGCUGGCCAGCCUGCCUGUUGACAGCAACUCCAGGGCUUGUUUUGCAGCCUUGCCAGCCGUGCCCAUCCUCAUCAGAAACUGGCAGUGGCAGCGGCCGCUCGGGCGGGCGGGCAGGCAGCUCCAGCCCCGGGCUGGGUUUGCAGAAGCUGUCCUUCGCCUUUUCGCCCAGCUUUUAGCUGGGAACAGGGAGGGAGAGAAAACAGUGGAAUACUUCUUCUGGCUGGCGCUGCCUCUCUCUCUCUCUCUCUCUCUCUGUGUCUGUUUCUCUCUCUCGCCUUUCUCUUUCUGGGUUCAAGUCACAUUUCAUGGGAUUCUGUUCUUUUGGGACUUCGUCAUCUUUUCAAAUAUGUCCUGGGACCUUCGGAGCUGUGCCCGGGAUGCUAAGAACAUGGUCAGUGGAUUAUCGUGACUGUACUAAUGAAAGGAUUCAAGCUGUCCUGCACUGCCAGUAACUCCAACCGCAGCACGCCAGCCUGCUCCCCCAUCCUCCGGAAGCGGUCUCGCUCGCCAACCCCGCAGAACGUAGACGGAGACACCAUGGUGGAGAAGGGCUCAGAUCACUCCUCGGACAAGUCGCCGUCCACCCCGGAGCAGGGCGUGCAACGCAGCUGCUCCUCGCAGUCCGGCCGCAGUGGUGGCAAAAACUCCAAGAAAAGCCAGAGCUGGUAUAAUGUGUUAAGCCCCACGUACAAGCAGAGAAAUGAAGACUUCAGAAAGCUCUUUAAGCAACUUCCAGACACGGAGCGCCUCAUUGUUGACUACUCGUGUGCGCUCCAAAGAGACAUUCUUCUUCAGGGCCGACUCUACCUCUCCGAAAACUGGAUCUGCUUCUACAGCAACAUCUUCCGCUGGGAAACUCUGCUGACUGUGCGUUUGAAAGACAUCUGCUCCAUGACUAAAGAAAAGACAGCUCGCCUCAUCCCCAAUGCCAUCCAAGUUUGCACUGACUCAGAAAAGCACUUUUUCACUUCGUUCGGGGCCCGGGAUAGGACGUACAUGAUGAUGUUCCGGCUCUGGCAGAAUGCUCUCCUGGAAAAGCCGCUGUGCCCCAAGGAGCUCUGGCACUUCGUCCACCAGUGCUACGGGAACGAGCUGGGCCUGACCAGUGACGACGAGGACUACGUGCCCCCCGAUGACGACUUCAACACGAUGGGCUACUGUGAGGAGAUCCCCGUAGAGGAGAAUGAAGUAAACGACAGCUCGUCCAAAAGCAGCAUAGAGACCAAGCCGGAUGCCAGUCCACAGCUGCCCAAGAAAUCCAUCACCAACAGCACCCUGACGUCCACGGGGAGCAGUGAGGCCCCCGUCUCGUUUGACGGCCUGCCCCUGGAGGAGGAGGUGCUGGAGGGCGACGGGUCCCUGGAGAAGGAGCUCGCCAUCGACAACAUCAUCGGGGAGAAGAUUGAGAUCAUUGCGCCCGUGAACUCCCCUUCGCUGGACUUCAACGACAACGAGGACAUCCCCACCGAGCUCAGUGACUCUUCGGACACCCACGACGAAGGGGAGGUCCAGGCCUUCUACGAGGACUUGAGUGGCCGGCAGUACGUGAACGAAGUCUUCAACUUCAGCGUGGACAAGCUCUAUGACCUCCUGUUCACCGACUCACCCUUCCAGCGGGACUUCAUGGAGCAGCGACGCUUCUCAGAUAUCAUCUUCCAUCCGUGGAAGAAGGAGGAGAAUGGAAACCAGAGCCGAGUGAUCCUUUACACCAUCACCCUUACCAACCCUCUGGCUCCCAAAACUGCCACCGUCAGGGAGACACAGACCAUGUACAAGGCGAGCCAGGAGAGCGAGUGCUACGUGAUCGACGCCGAGGUCCUCACGCACGACGUGCCGUAUCACGACUACUUCUACACCAUCAACCGCUACACUCUCACCCGCGUGGCCCGCAACAAGAGUCGCCUCAGGGUCUCCACGGAGCUGCGCUAUCGGAAACAGCCCUGGGGGCUGGUGAAAACGUUCAUUGAGAAGAACUUCUGGAGUGGGCUAGAGGACUACUUCCGCCACCUGGAGAGUGAGCUGACCAAGACAGAGAGCGCCUACCUGGCGGAGAUGCACAGACAGUCUCCCAAAGAGAAGGCCAGCAAGCCCCCCACGGUGCGGAGGAGAAAACGGCCCCAUGCCCACCUGCGGGUGCCGCAUCUGGAGGAGGUGAUGAGUCCCGUCACCACGCCCACUGAUGAGGACGUGGGCCACAGGAUCAAACACGUGGCCGGUUCCACGCAGACGCGGCACAUCCCCGAGGACAGCCCCAACGGUUUCCACCUGCAGAGCGUGUCCAAGCUGCUGCUGGUUAUCAGCUGUGUUCUGGUGCUGCUGGUCAUCCUCAACAUGAUGCUCUUCUACAAACUCUGGAUGCUGGAGUACACCACCCAGACCCUCACCGCCUGGCAGGGUCUCCGGCUCCAAGAAAGGUUACCCCAGUCCCAGACAGAGUGGGCCCAGCUCUUAGAGUCCCAGCAAAAGUACCACGAUACGGAGCUCCAGAAAUGGAGGGAGAUCAUCAAAUCCUCGGUGAUGCUUCUUGACCAGAUGAAGGACUCACUCAUCAAUCUUCAGAAUGGCAUCAGGUCCCGAGACUACAUGUCAGAAAGCGAGAAGAGGAACCGGUACCACUGACAAGGCAGGAGCUGGGGUGGCUGCAGGAGGCCUGUGCAAUACGUGUACAGAGACCAUAUAAAUAUAUAUAUAAAUAUAUAUAUAUAUACAGAUAUAAAUAUAUAUAUUAUAUACAGAUUUUAAAAAGAGCUAAUGCCUAUGUACCAGGGAGAAGGAGCAGGGCCACCCCCUGCGCUGGCCGGCGGAGCGCCGAGGAGGGCAGGGACCGCCUCUCAGCACCGACCUCCCCCGACCCUCCUGCUCCCCAUCCUGUCGUCCCCACCCUUUCCCUUGCUGACCAGUCUCGGCUCUGAGAAGGGAGAUGUCGAGCCAAAGUUGUGCCUGUGAAGACCCUGGGGUCGCGAGAAGAGGUCUCAAGGGGGGCAUUGCUUAAGGUGCUUCGUUCCUGAAUCCCCUUUUGGUUUGUUUCCAAAAUAGAAGAGAAUCUUUUCUUCCCUACCCCGCGCUUCCCCCAAGGUGUUCUCUUGGGCAUGAGGAAGCGUCCAGGGCAGGAGCCCCAUCUAAGCUCCACCAUACAAGGCUGCCCCAUGUGCGUGGACUGCACACCACGAGUCUGGUGGAGGGGUCCCACAGGCUGGCUGGGCAGGCGUCUCUGAAGGGUUUGGGCUUUGUGGCUGCAGGCUCCUAAGGGCUGGUGUUCUGACGAAGGGCAUCCUCUUCCAUUACCCCUGCCCCUUCCUCUAACCUGCGUGGGGUGUGGACCCAAUAAGGGUGGGGGUUUCUUCCUUUCCCACCCCACCCCCUUCUCUCUGGUCUUUUCCCAGGCUGGAUCUGGGUGAAGUGUCACUUUUUAGUGCCUAAAGCCCUAUUUUUCCUCUGUGCCCUAAGAGCACAUUGUUUAUUAGUCAGGGUGGAGCGUUUUUGAUCUUGUUAAACUUCUCUUUUAGUGAUUGUAAGCAAGUCAGGUCUGUGGCUCUAACCCCUUCCCUUUGAGCUGUCAUUUGAUUUCUAGGGUGAAUCAGGGUGUUCUAGGACCUCCAGGGUUUGAGAGGGUGAAUGUAUUAGCCACAGACGGAUUGGAAGGUCUAACCACAGAGCUCCUCUGAGUAGUGAGCACCAACAUCCACACACUUUCUGGCUGCCAGCAUCAUUUCCUCUCAGUGAGGAACCAACUUAGUCAAGGGAGUCUACUACCUGAGAUACUUUGCCUCUGAAAGAAGACCUAAGCCUUGGAGGGAAUGAAUUUGGCCUUGGUACAUGGGUUUGGGCAGGAAAAAGCCAAUUGAGUCUGCCCCACUGUGGGCCCUUCCAGACCCUGUUUCUCAGAGCUAGGAGUGGAAGUUCUAGCAGGAGGAGCAAAACCUUCGCUGGCCUCUGGCCCCAGAGAGGUAUGAGAUUCCUAAGGAGCAGGAGGAAGGCCGUGGGUUAGGAAAGUGAGUCGUCCGGGGCCUGUAGGGGCUGGCUUACAGAGCCCGUGAUUCAUCUGACCUCAUGGGGCCCUGCUGCAGAUGCUUAGCAUCCUUCACACUGACCGCUGUUUCUUCCUGUGAUGACCCAAGGAAUCCUGCCAGCCCCGGGCAGAGCUUGUAGAGAUUCUUGAUCAGGAAAGGAUUAUACCAAUUUGGCAAGGAGAGCUCUUCCAGAUUUCUUGUUCUAGCGGACCUCUUUAAUGGAACAGGCAGAGGGAAGGGAGAGUUGAUCACUCACCUAGCCAAAAAGAAGAGCUAUGUUAUAUUCUCUUGGACUGGCCUGAGCAUCCCACUUUGGCAAUUAAAAAGAAUUUUUAACUUUUCAUUCUGUCUGAAAAAGAGGUUCUUGUUAUUGCCCUAAGGGUAGGAAGAGAAGACCAAAAGAUGCUGCAACCAGAUAGGGUGAGAAGGUUCCAUGAGGGUCAUCUGGAAUUGAUAGCCCUCGUUUAGAAAAGGAGAUAUGAGGAAAUGGAGUUGCAUGGAAUCCUUGUGAAGGGUGCAUGUGCCCACAGGCCAGCAGGUCAAGAUCAGCCCUGACCAGGACCUUGAAUGGGAGACCCUGAUGAGCAUUAAGGCUUAUGGGACCCAAGCCAAAGGAGAAGGAAGAGUGCAGGUUACUAGGAACUUUCUUGUUGGAGUAGCUAGAAGUCAAAAGUAUUCUCAGAAACUUUUGAAAGGACAAAUGGUAAAUUCUCUAAUUUAUUCCAUGCAUAUUUAUUUAUUUAAAUUAUUCAGUUAUUAAAAGUAGUGUGUUGGGACCUUCAGGGUGACUUUAAAAGGGCUAUUUGCUGGCAAUAAAGUGGUGGAAGUAGGCCUGACUCUGCAGGAUUGUUUUACUUUGGCUUCAUCUCACAGGCCCCUCUCGGGCAGAAGCAGUGACAGGGAACUGUGCAAGGAACCCUCUAGAUUUCUGGGGAUUUGCACAGGAGACAGUGUGUACCCAUGGGAAGCAUCUCUUGACUUGCCUCAUUUCUAAGAAUCUUGGAUCACUUAUGGGCAUUUUCUCAAACCAGGAGAAAACCAACACCUCUGUUCACUCCCAGACAAAAGCUGUUCGCUUUUACUCAGUAACCUGUCAAAGAGAAGGGACCUCACCCUUGCAGAUCAGUUUGGGAGUAAAACACAUAAAUGACAUGGUAACUCAUGGCUGGCAGCCUGCCUUGUAAGGGAGCAUUAAAACUGCCAUUUCUUAUGUUAUUUCUCCCCGCCAGGGCUUUUUUUUCUUUCUUCUACAUAAGAACUCAGUCUUAGAGGAGUUUUUCUGCAUCAUGUGGUGAGACAUUUGAGAGUUUGCACUUUCUGCAAAAGGUUUUGCAGUUUCUAGGCAGGUGAGAAUAGUAAGGUUUGCAGUCCACUCCCACAGACUGGGGGGGAAUUGACAAGACUGGUGUUGGCGAGGCCAGCCAUGUCUGUGACUCUCUCCUGCCCCGUCCCCAUCUUAGGGCAAAGGGGUAACGUUGCAGGAUAGUAAGAUUAGCAGUUUGGAGCUCUCGGUAACAGCACUGGUCUGAGAGGGUCGGGAGACCUGGCCUGAGUCCUGGUCCUGCCAUUGGACAAGUCACACACACACACACUCACACCCACCCUCUGCGCUUCAGGGCUUGAUCUAGACUGUCCUAAGGUCAGCUCUAGCUUUCACCUGGUCUUGGAGGUGGCUGGGUCAGAGCCUGGCCAGUCUGGGCUUUCUCAAACUUGGACGGCCCCCUGCCAAGAGAGGAUGGGCCUUCUGGACAAGAGCUUCUCUGGUAUUUAGAUGAGUCAUAGGGUAGUGUCUGAGUUCCCGGGAAAUCCAGGGUAGUAAAACUUUAUUCUAAGGGCUAAGAGGACUAGGGAGGUCCAAUGAAUGGGUGGGAGAGGGAGAGGAGAAAGAGAGAUCAAGCUUGCUGUGUUGUUCAGUGUUAACCUGGGAGGGUGUUUCUUCCUCUGUCGGCCUAGUCUUAGUUUUGGAGGGUUGCUUCCUUUGAACUUUUCUAAGCUGGGAAGAGGAGGAGGGUGGCAAGAAGGACACCAUCUUGGACUAACCUUGUCUUCCAUCCCUGAAGCCUUUCAUCUGUCCGUCCUUCCUUCUCUUUGCUAGAGCAAAAGGUGGGGAGAAGUUGUUCCUGAUUUGACCACCUCUCUUUUGUCUCCAACCUCAUUGGGGUUUGGAUUAGGUAUGGAGCUUUGGCUAAAGUAAGGAGUUGCCUUAGAACACGGACACUAAGAACCUAGGAUUACCAGGAAGGCGGAGGACCAAGAAACCUAGAGCAAUGCUUUGAGAGAAGUGGAUUCUCUUCAUUGCCGUGUCCAUGACACAAGCUUGACCGUGUCCAUAAGUUUGCAGGCAUCAUCUCUAGGGUGAAAUCUUAGAGGCCGGAUUAGGGGAAGGAUCUUUCUGGACUGUGUGGUCUCAGUAGGAUCUUUCCUGUGCCCUCUAUGCUUCAUCUUUAGCUCUGCAGAGCGGCCAAGGCCAGCCCAUCCUCCCAGGGACCCCAGGAGAACUAGCGCUCUCCUCUCUCCCCUCAGGUGGCAGGGCGUCCCCUGACUGCACCUGCCCACUCCACUAGGAAGCUUGAGAACCUCUCUUCCUGACCCUCUCCUCCUCCAACCUUCGUCUCUAGGCAGUGGGACAAUCACCCCAUCCACCACUUGCAUCCUCUGCCCUCAUCCCCCAACUUCCAGCAGGGCUGGCCGCACUCCCCUCCACCUCUAGUUUUCUUCCAGAAGAUGCGAUUUUGGGUCCGGGAGGAGCAUUUUUCUGGAAGGCCAUCUUUUCACGCCCCUGCUUUCCUGACGUGGAGCAGGAACUUGCACACGGUGUAGAGAGCUCCCCCUGCACCUCUCUGCCCACCUCGUUACCUCACUCCUGCUCCAGCCAUGGCUGUGACGGGCCCAGCCAGCUCCCAGUUCCGAUGUUCUGUGCGAAGCUCAGGGGUCUUGGGCAUUGUUUUCUGUUGUGACUUGAGGCCCUCAGCAGGCCUGGGAGCCCGGAUUGGAGCCUUGGCUGCUGGCGAGAAGCACCUUGCCUGCCAGGAGGAGUUUGAUGCCGGACGACGUACCCGACAUGUGAAGGCGUAAAGGACGUUUUCACCUCUGCCCCUCGGCCCUGCCUGCUUCUCUCAACACGAGGAGAUGCUGCAGAAGCAGAACGGGGGCCUCUGCUCCAGGCGGGAACAGCUGACUCCGUCUGCGGAGCAGGCCCUAGGCUGGGGUGCCAUGCGCCGAGAUUGCUGAAUAAAAGCAGCCAUCGUUGCCAACAACAGUGUGUGGCUCCCACAUUGCUCUGUCCUGCACUCUAGGGCCAGACCACUCUCUGCAUGGACCAUAUCAUCUUCCCAAACCCAUGGUGCUUUCCCCCGACUCAACCUGGACUCCAAGGUGGGGAGGGAUGGGUCAGAGGCCACUGCGGCCCCUGGAUAAUCCUGACCUGGGGUGGAGUGGGGUGAGGCAGAGGGAGCAGCCAGUCCCCAACACCUGCACUGGGCCAUACAAGGGAAGGAAUGCAGGUUGAUUGCAGUCGAGUUGUCUGGCCAUCUGCAUUUGGAUCUGUAACUGUACUUUGCCUGGCGCUGUGCGCAAGGUCUGAAAACUUACUGCUAGUACCUAGAAACAUUCAAGGCUUCCCGGUCCAAUCUUAAUGUAAAGUAGCUAGAGCCAUGGAAGUACAGUAUGAAUUAAAAAAAAAAAUGCUGAACUACAAA
Odocoileus virginianus texanus is the source of this 7844-nucleotide messenger RNA. Lineage: Eukaryota; Metazoa; Chordata; Mammalia; Artiodactyla; Cervidae. The record is from RefSeq and is a predicted model, not a curated record.